Molecule: messenger RNA, 1623 nt
Organism: Geodia barretti
Lineage: Eukaryota; Metazoa; Porifera; Demospongiae; Tetractinellida; Geodiidae
Source: the annotation of a GenBank genome assembly
AUGGCUUCAAUCGAGCAAACUCCGCAAGGGCCGGUACUGGUUCUAAAGGAGAGUGCCCUUCAGCAGAAGGGACGUGACGCACAAAGGAACAACAUCGCCGCGGCAAAGCUUGUAGCUGACAUGGUAAGAACAAGCCUCGGACCGCGUGGGCUGGACAAGAUGCUGGUAGACUCGCUGGGGGAUGUUACAAUAACAAAUGACGGGGCCACGAUUCUAAAAGAGAUCGAUGUUCAGCACCCCGCUGCAAAGAUGAUGGUCGAGAUUGCAAAGACGAUGGACAACGAGGUGGGCGACGGAACAACAUCCUCUGUGGUCUUUGGGGGAGCCCUGCUUGCAAAGGCCGAGGAGCUGCUAAAAAAGGAGGUUCACUCGUCCGUAGUUGUUGAAGGCUACCAGGAGGCAGCCGCCAAGACACUGGAGAUACUUGCCAGCGUUGGAAAGAAGGUAGAGUUUGAGGAUGAGGAGACGCUCACAAAGGUGGCAGUUACCAGCAUGCAGUCAAAGAUGGUGUCUGAGGACAGCGACACAUUGGCAAAGACAGUAGUGGAUGCGGUUCUCAAGGUCGUCUCCAAGGACGGCGAUAGUUAUUCUGUAGAUCUUGACAACAUAAAGGUAGAGAAGAAGGCAGGUGCAACAAUUCGUGACACCGCCAUGAUUGAGGGAAUCGUGCUGGACAAGGAGACGGUUCACCCAAACAUGCGCUUUACGGUUAACAACGCCAGGAUUGCACUGCUAAACACGGCACUAGAGGUGGAGAAGACCGAGAUGAGUGCCGAGAUCAGAAUUACCGAUCCGACCCAGAUGCAGAUGUUCCUUGAGGAGGAGAACAAGAUGCUCAAGGAGAUGGUUCAGAAGAUUCGCAACCUGAAAGCAAACGUGUUGCUGUGCCAGAAGGGCAUCGAUGACAUUGCCCAGCACUAUCUUGCCAAGAACAGGAUUAUGGCAGUAAGGCGCAUAAAAGAGAGCGACAUGGCCAAGCUGGAAAAGGCAACCGGAGGCCGGGUAACCACAAACAUUGAUGAUCUAACAGAGAAGGAUCUGGGAACGGCUGCCACGGUUCAGCAAAAGACCAUAGACUCGGACAAGUGGGUCUUCAUCGAGGGAUGCAAGAACCCGCAGUCGGUCACAAUUCUCGUCAGAGGCGGCUCCCAGAGAAUAGUCGACGAGGUUGACCGCUCACUUCACGACGCGCUAAUGGUAGUAAAGGACGUGAUUGAAAACCCAUUCAUUGUAGCCGGCGGUGGGUCGAUAGAGGCACAUGUGGCGUCCCAGCUAAAGGUGUGGGCCGACAGCUUUGACGGAAGGGAGCAGCUGGCCAUCAAAAAAUACGCCGAGGCACUGGAAACGAUUCCACUCACCAUAGCCGAGAAUGCAGGAAUGGAUCCUAUAGACAGCAUGGCCAAUCUCCGGACAGCGCAGAACCAGAACAAGAUGUGGACCGGAAUUGAUGCCAGAAACGCGCACGUUACAGACAUGAUGGAGAUCGGAGUGAUCGAGCCCGUUGCGGUAAAGGAGCAGAUCGUCAACUCCGCCACGGAGGCGGCCUGCAUGAUUUUGAGAAUAGACGACGUGAUCGCCGUAUCAGGCGGCCAACCGGGCCCGGGCGGCCCACCAAUGGGAUAA